Molecule: messenger RNA, 3860 nt
Organism: Schistocerca cancellata (South American locust)
Lineage: Eukaryota; Metazoa; Arthropoda; Insecta; Orthoptera; Acrididae
Product: prominin-like protein
Exons: 22
Coding region: 392-3322 (976 amino acids)
Cellular component (GO): membrane
Source: RefSeq, a predicted model, not a curated record
UUGGACGGCACGCAUGUAAUGUAAAUUGACGUCUUCUCUGUUUGCUGUCUUUGGUGUUUACGAGCUGAUUUAAAAAAAAUGGUUCAUCGAAACUCGAAAGCUUUGUUUCUGUAGAUGCUGGGGGUGCUUAUUUUGAAACCCAGUGCGCAGUAAGAAAUGGGCAAUUUAACCGUUGUGUGAGUGUCACCUAAGUGCGCUGUCAUCCCUGCAUGCGUCGAAGGUAGUGCGAGCGGCAGCCGCUAGGGGCGCUGCGGCAGCCAGCAGGCGUCAGCCUGUCCCGUUGCGCACAGAUUAGUUGGCGCUCGGCGGCGCUUGGUUGGGGUUAUUGGUGCGAGGUGUGGUGUGGUGUGGUGUGGUGUGGUGCAGUGCUGUUACCGAAACAGGCAGCGCCAUGAGCUUCACCAUGACGUUACCGACAGCUUUGGUCAUCGCCAUGGCGACGCUCGGCUGUGCGCCCAGUGCUGGUGGCACGACCAACCUCUCGGGAUACUUCGACUCCCUCUCCUUCAGCGAGGCCAAAACGUCCAACAACUAUAAUUCCUCAUCCAGCUUCAAUCCUCUCGGAAUGGGUCAUCUCUACUACGUCACUAAUUAUUUCAUUGACCUGGUCGUCAAGAAAGAUUUACUACCGGAAGGUUCAAAGAAGCAUAUUGAGUCAUUGCUCCGAAGUGCAGUAGGCCCACCUCGUGCGAACACAAUUAUUCGUUUUGACAGCAGAUACAUAGAAGAGGACCAGUUUUAUCUGGAUUGGGCACAUCUGCAGCCAUUGUUGAGCUUCCAUGCUGGCACAUUAGCAGUGGUUAGUGUGGGUUUGCUGUUUGCUCUGGUGAUGCCCUUAGCUGGACUCAUCCUCUGUUGCUGCCGAUGUUGCCGUUCUUCACGACGCCCCCGAACUGAAAAGCACAGAGAUGGAUGCCGGCGUUUAUUAUAUGGUACAUUAUUGGCAGCUGUUGCAACAAUAAUAUUGUUCGGUGUUGUCUGUGCAUUUGUUACAAAUGCGUACAUGGAAAAUGGAAUUAAAGCUUUGCCCAGGAAGUUAAAUACUGCAUUGGACGACUCUCAGCUGUAUUUCACAAAUACAAAACUGGAAGUCAGCACUUUGUUGGUAACAAAUUAUGAAGAGCUUCAGGAAACAGUCAGCAAAGCUUUGAGUUCCUGUGGAAAGCUACUGGCAAGUGAGCUUGCAGAAGAAUCCCAGGCUGUGGUUUUAUCUAAUCUCACUCUGUUGGUGGCUGAUCUCCCAGUUGUUCAAGCGGAACUCAAGAAAACUCAAGAACUUACAAAGUCAUUACAGAGCAGUGCAGUUCAACUCCAGCAUGAAUUAUCAGAAAUUCGAGCAGAGUUGGAGGAAAUGCUGAGAAACUGUAGUACCAAGCCUGCCUGUCAAAAUGCUGUCACAAGUCAGAAUAUACAAAAUCUUAAUACUACAGCAGAUUUUACGAAUCUACUUGACAGAUACUUUCCAAAGCUACCUAACAUGAAUGAGAGCCUGGAUGCUGUUGAAGAAUUAUUAGCAGAUGGUAUUAUAGAAAAUGUAAAAAAAGGAGCAAACUCCUUUGAACAAAUGAUGAUAGAUAUAAAUGAAUCUGUAAAUAAAAGUAAACUGGAUAUAGAAAACACCAUGGGAGAUGCAGGUGUUGCUAUUCAGGAUAAAGCUGACAAAAUUUCAAAAAUGGUCGAGAAACUUAAUGAUGAGAUUAAUAAUAGUGUAAGAAAACCUAUUACCAAUAAUUUGCAAAAGGGAAUUGAUGAUUACAGCCGAUACAGAUACUACAUUGACAUAUCUGUGAGUUCAGUGGUACUUGUAGUAUUGCUGUGUAUGACACUGGGACUUUUUUAUGGUUUUUGUGGCAAACGACCUGACGCCAUGUUCAAUGAAGAUUGUUGUAACAAAGGCACUGGUGCAAGUUUCUUAAAACUUGCUGUGUGGGUUAUGUUCCUGUUCUCAACAGUUUUAAUGCUGGUAACUUCAGCACACUUUGUGGUUGGAGUAAUACUCCAGCGAGCAGGUUGCGAUACACUACAAAAUCCUGAGGACAGCCAAGUAUUUGCACUGAUUGAUAAGCAUGUGGAUGUCGCUAGUAUAUUUCCAUCCAAUUCUAGUAACAUUACCCUAAGCUCUAUCGUAAUGUCAUGUCAUAUGAAUGAGAGUUUGUUUGGAGUACUUCGAGUAUUGGAUGCUGUAAAUAUAGCAGAGAUUAAGAAUUUUUCAGAGAAGUUCAGGAUUGAGGAAAAAAUCCGUGCCUUGGAGGACAGCAUAAAAAUUGGUGAUGAUGUAAAUUUUGUUAUACUGGAUGAAGAUGCCAGAAAAGAUCUUGAGAGUUUAAAAAACUCUCCACUAAAUUAUAUUAAUUUCACAGCAUUUUCUUCUGUGCUGGGUGCCCAGAUUGUUGCAGCAAAUGUUACGAAAUUGGCAAAGACACUGAAUGACACUGCAGAUGAUCUCUCAAGGAACCCUGGCAGUGACAUAGAAAAAAUUCAGGAUUCACUGAGGAAACAUUCUGCCCAACUUGUGAUUCUCCAGACAACAACUAUAGAUCCAAUGACUGCCCAAGUAAAUUAUCUCAUUGCCACAACUACUUCACUUCAGGAACACCUUAAAUUUAAUCAUAAUUCGUUAUCUGAUGCCAUUGAUUCUCUUCUUAAAGAAAUUGAUAAAGCACAGAUAUAUCUGGAAACUAAUGCAACACAGAAGAUUCAAGAGCUAACGAAAAGUUUGAUAAAUGAAUUUGUGACUUAUAUUAAGAGCUAUGAGACGCAUGUUGUGCAGUUCACUGUCAAUGAUCUUGGACGAUGUGGGCCAGUAAGCAAGGCCUAUAAUGCAACAGUAGUGGCGACAUGUGAUGAAAUCCUUAAACCAUUUAAUGGGUUCUGGGCAAGCAUUGGAUGGUGCCUACUGCUGUUCAUUCCAGCCAUUGUAAUCAGUUUGAAGCUGACUGGUCUAUAUCAUAAGUUGGAUCCAUAUCAAGGACCUCUUGCAGAAUCUGAGUACUUAUACGAUGCAUAUGCUGAUCGGGAUAAUAUUCCACUCGCCAAUGGCCCUGAUAAAAAGAACCAUCAUCGCCGCUAUAAUGAAACAUAUGAUAAUUCAAGUGGUUACAUGGGUGACUACAAUACGCAUCUAGGACGUGGUGAUCGAAGCAGAGAUCGUACGUCAGCAGGCUACAGCCCUGAAGAUCUCAGAUUUACAGAUAUGGCCCCAAAACACUGGGACUUCUCUAACGGGGGUGUGCCUCGCUACCACAGUCCUCCUCUGUCUACUGAGUAUGAGCGUCCUCCUCCAUAUUACUACCCUGGCCCAGGUGACAGCAGCAGAAGAUAAGCUGUACACACAAGAGAAAAACAUUUUUAAUUCCUGUGAUUGUUUCAUCCUCAGUAGCUCAAGUAGCUCCAGCUUUGUGGGCAGAGUGAGCACAAUAAAGUCCAUGUAUCAUUACUGUAUUUUCAGAAGUUUUUAAUAUCUUAUUGUUGCAUUCAAAACUGUGAUUCUGCAGGACAUGCAUUGCAUUAUUUUUAAAACAUAAACAAAGUGAUAUGUACAAAUUUGCCUCAGUGUAGCUGAUAAAUAGGAUUAGUUAAAUAAAUGUUCUGAACUCUGAAAUGAAAUGUUAAACGUAUGUUAUAUUUUAAUGCAUUGCGUGUUAAUUUUCUUUUUAUAUAUUUGAGGAAAACUGCUGAUGGUGUAUUUGCAGAAAAUGAGUGUCUAUGAAGUAAAAUGGAGUAGCUGGAGAAAAAAAAUAACUUGUCAACAAAGCACCAAUAAUCUUUACUGAACUUUUCAAGUGCUAUAAUGUUAAAUUGUUUGACAACCUUUGAAAUGUUCACAUUUUCAUGGCUAAUAAAUUCUGCUGAAGAAAUAA